UGUGCACUCAAAUAAACAACAACAAAAAUGAUGCAGUCCAACCGUAUGCUGCAGCGGGAGCAGGUAGAACUUCUGGCUAUUGAAAAGAAGCUGCUGAAGGUGGUGCCUGUUAUCCAGGAGGCCUUGAAUUCGCUAAAGGUGGAGGAACUGCAUCUGAAAUCCUUGGGACUGGAGCGUACCAUUAGCGAAUCACAGCAAGUGCCGCCUUCGAAUCGCACCCACUUUGAUAUGCAUGAAACUCCACACAUGAGCACACCUGCGGCAAUGCGACCGGAUCAAAUUAAUCAGCAGAAAAUCGAUUUGGACCUCUUUAUAAGCAAGCUGGAACACGACGAGGAAUUGGACUCGGACUGAGAAUCGGUAGCUAAAAUGUUUAUUCGCGGUGCUUGGUGCCUGGCGAUGAAUCUGCCAGACCACACAAACCAGACCAUACAUACGUGUACAUACUUUGAACUUAAAUAAUAAAAUCUUUCGUGCACUUA
Molecule: messenger RNA, 482 nt
Organism: Drosophila obscura
Lineage: Eukaryota; Metazoa; Arthropoda; Insecta; Diptera; Drosophilidae
Exons: 2
Coding region: 28-354 (108 amino acids)
Biological process (GO): transcription by RNA polymerase II; transcription initiation at RNA polymerase III promoter
Cellular component (GO): nucleus
Source: RefSeq, a predicted model, not a curated record